AGUCUCGCUUUUGUUGGAUUUGUGAUAUUUUUUGGUGUUUCGGCUCCUUUCUUUGGCCUUGUGAUUAGAAGGAAUCAUGAAAGACAACAUAAGUUCGUUCGGUAUUGUUUGAAUUGCCAAAGCAUAAAGUGGCGAAGUGGGUUGAGAUUCGUUGUGUUUCCCCCUUGGAUGGAUGAGAAGGCCAAAUCUUUUCUCCGAGUUCAGUGAUGGUGAAAUGGCCGCAUUACACAGGCGGGAAUGAUGCUGCUUUGAAGUCUCUGGAAAACACACAACCAGUAUUAGGCGGCCAAAAGAGGAUUUCACAGCAGCGCGUCUCGGUUGGGUUUCUCAUUGUGCUGGGGGAUGAUUAGUGAAAUGUGCCAACUUUAACGUUCACCAGAAAUUUCCCGUGGAUAGCAGAUGGUGUUACAGCACCUAUCCCUAGACGCCAAACUUCAUUUUCAAAGGACGAUGCAAUAUUUGGACGGGUGCUGAUAGUGCAACUUGUCAAGUGAGAUUGUUAUAGCAUAGUGAAGUCGGAACUUUGGUUCAUUCAGAUGCUACCGGAAGAUGAGAGAUGAGGAGGAUUCCGAGUCGGGUAAAUAAUAUUCGCUCUCUAUUCAAAUGAGACAAGUGCUUUCGAGGAUCCGUCAGUCGGUGGUAGAAUCCCUGUGUCAAGCGUAUUUCAAAGUGAAUAGUGUGCGAAACGCCCCCCAUUUCCCCUCAACGUGAACCUGAAACGGUAUCUAGAAGAAAACCAAAAAGGAUAAAAGAUAGAAAGUUGCAACGAUGGCGAGUGCAGACGGCGAUGAAUGUGCAAAUGCUGCUGGCACCGGAACAGCAAAUCAUCCAUCUUUUUCGUCGGAGCAGCAGAAUAUUCAAUCACCGUCUUCAUCGUUGCCGUCGCCAUCGUCAGCUUCGACGACGACGGCCAUCAGCCGGCAGACGUCCAUUCCGUGCCGGCGUCGUGGGCGGCUUCAGCGGUCGGAACGGUUGCAAUCCGAUGGAUCGUCCUCGGUUGGCGGAUCGCAGCAACAGGCUUCCUACUCCAGCCUCGAGACGCUGAUUCGGGACAGCUUUGGUCAGAUCGUAUGGCCCAUUCGCAUCACCAGCUGGGACUUGCUGGCCAGCCAGGCUGCCGCCGGAGGGGUUCCGCAGGAUUUCAUCAACUCAAGAUUCCCCGGCGGCUAUUAA
Molecule: messenger RNA, 1173 nt
Organism: Uranotaenia lowii
Lineage: Eukaryota; Metazoa; Arthropoda; Insecta; Diptera; Culicidae
Exons: 3
Coding region: 769-1173 (134 amino acids)
Source: RefSeq, a predicted model, not a curated record